AUGGCAGAUCCUCCUAUCUUCAGCUUUUUCUGCACUUCCAUCAUUGUUCUAUCAUUGCUGCCCCUAUCCAAUACAGCCGACACCCUGAGUUCAGUUCAAUCUAUUAGAGAGGGAGAGACAUUGGUUUCCCCGGGCCGAAAGUUCGAGCUCGGUUUCUUCUCUGCCGGAAGCUCAAAGAAUAGUUACCUGGGGAUAUGGUUCGUGGUCAGUCCUGAAAAGGUGGUUUGGGUUGCUAACAGGAACAAUCCACUCACCGAUUCAAAUGGUACUCUGAAAAUAAGCAAUGAAGGUGAACUUGUUAUUCUGAACCGAUCAAAUAGCAUCAUUUGGUCGACGAAUUCAACCAAGGCUCUCAGAAACCCAGUUGCACAGCUCCUUGAUUCUGGUAACCUUGUUCUUAAAGAACCCAACAGUUUAGAUUCCGCUGACUACUCAUGGCAGAGCUUUGAUUACCCAUCAGACACGUUUUUGCUCGGUAUGACAUUGGGAUGGAACUUUAGAACUGGCUUGGAACAUCAUCUGACUUCCUGGAGAACCACGGAUGAUCCUUCCCCUGGAGACUAUACACUUAAAUACAAAAUUGAAGGUUUACCUCAACUUGAAAUAGUCAGCAAUGGUUCCGUCAAAGUUCAUCGGUCUGGACCAUGGAAUGGAGUUGAACUCGGCGGUAUGUCCAAGGUGUCGACUCCCAUUGGCAAACCCAUCUUUGUUCACAAUGAAACGGCAGCCUAUUUUGCGAUUGAAAUUUAUAAGGACGAUAUCACUGCCAAAUCCACAUUAAGCCCCGAUGGAAUUGUACAGACUCUUCUACUGAAGAGUGGAAGCACGAAGUGGGAUCUAACGUUCUCGCUCCCUGACAACCCUUGUGACAACUAUGGACAUUGUGGCACCAAUGGCGUGUGCCGAGUUAACCGAAGCCUAAGAUGUCUCUGCUUGCAUGGUUUUAUGCCCAAGUCACAAGAAGAGUGGGACAUGCUCAAUUCGACAGGAGGGUGCAUAAGAAAAGUUCAACUGAAUUCUUCUCGUGGCGAGGGUUUUAUGAAACUUUCGCAUGUGAAAUUACCUGACCUUAUAGAUUUCCAACUAUUCCAGAAUAUGAGCCUUAAAGAAUGCAAGGUUGAGUGUCUAAAGAAUUGUUCUUGCAUAGCUUAUGCUAAUUCGGAUGUUCGAGGAGAAGGCUGCUUGAUGUGGUUUGGUGAUCUCAUUGAUAUUAAGGAAAUUGACAUUGUUGGUUAUGGCCAAUAUCUCUUCGUACGGCUACCUGCUUCAGAAUUAGGAUUGCUUAUUGUAGGCACAGCAUUAAGCAUAAUCUGGAAAAGAAGAAUGAAAAGCCGAGGCUUGCCAAGUGGAAUGGAUGACAUUGACUUGCCAUUAUAUGAUUUCGCUACCGUUGCUGCUGCAACCAACCAUUUCUCUCAAACAAACAAGCUAGGAGCAGGCGGCUUCGGUUCGGUUUACAAGGGAAUUCUUUCCACGGGUCAAGAAGUAGCAGUAAAAAGGCUGUCAAAAUAUUCGGGACAAGGUCCUGAUGAGUUUAUGAAUGAAGCCCUUUUGAUUGCGAAACUUCAGCACCGGAAUCUUGUUGGACUUGUUGGCUGCUGCAUUGAGGGAGAAGAAAGAAUGUUAAUUUAUGAGUAUAUGCCAAACAAAAGCUUGAAUUAUUUCAUUUUUGAGCAUGACAGAAGCUCUUCUUUGGCAUGGAAAAUGCGAUUUGACAUUAUUUUAGGAAUCGCCCGAGGACUUCUCUAUCUUCACCGGGAUUCGAAACUACAAGUGAUCCACAGAGACCUGAAAACAAGUAACAUUUUGUUAGAUGCUGACAUGAAUCCAAAGAUUUCAGAUUUCAGCCUGGCAAGGAUCUUUCAAGGAGAUGAUACAGAGGCAGAGACGAGAAGAAUAGUUGGUACAUACGGUUACAUGUCUCCAGAGUAUGUCAUUGAUGGAAAAUUCUCUGUGAAGUCUGAUGUUUUUAGCUUUGGCGUGCUUUUGUUAGAGAUAGUAAGUAGCAAAAGGAAUAGAGGAUUCCAGCAUCCUGAUCAUUAUCACACCCUUCUUGGGCAUGCAUGGCUUCUAUGGAGUGAAGGGAGGGCUAUGGAACUUAUUGAUGAAUUUGAACGUGCCUCUUUCGUUGUGUCUCAAGCAGAGAGAUGCAUUCAAGUGGGCUUGUUAUGUGUCCAAAAGUUUCCUGAAGAUAGGCCGACAAUGUCUAGUGUCGUCUUCAUGUUGGCAAAUGAAGGAGCAACCUUGCCACUACCGAAAGAGCCCGGUUUCUUCAUCGAGAGAAGUUCAGAUACCUCGUAUGCAUAUUUCGUUAUGGAAGAAUCCAAGACAUGCAAUGUUGUCACGGUCACAUUGCCCGAAGGUCGAUAG
Messenger RNA from Eucalyptus grandis, 2370 nucleotides. Its product is annotated as G-type lectin S-receptor-like serine/threonine-protein kinase At4g27290. Gene Ontology annotation, biological process: protein phosphorylation; recognition of pollen. The coding region runs from base 1 to 2370 and encodes 789 amino acids. Gene Ontology annotation, molecular function: ATP binding; protein serine/threonine kinase activity. The record is from RefSeq and is a predicted model, not a curated record. The transcript has 7 exons. Lineage: Eukaryota; Viridiplantae; Streptophyta; Magnoliopsida; Myrtales; Myrtaceae.